UAGGUUGGGAGGGAAUGUUCACUAGAUGCAGUUGCCGAUAAUAGCGCGUAUCAGCAGUAGAGCGGGGAAUGCGAGCGGAGAGGAGAGAAGAGGAGAGCAGCACAGCAGGCAGCACGGGAGUGUACUUGAAGGAGAGCAACAAUAUUGAUUCAGGAAAGCAAGAGAAAAAGAAAGCUGUAGGAAAGAUACAGAGAGCAUCUCAGAGCGCACAUCCUCAGAGGAGAACGGAACGGGGGUGGAAGUUGGAAGACUGUGGGAACUCAUCAGAUCUCUCAGUGGAAAUGCUGAGCUGAGGUCAGCAAGGAAGAGUGCGGGAGAGGAAAGCAGCUGAACCGACCUAGACGGUGGAUUGGCUGGUGGUCGACGGGUGAGGGAACAGUGCUAAAAGUUCAGAUUCGGCACGCACCUGCCUGUGGGACUAACGCUUUUGGAUAAUGCAGCGAGGCUGUGGGGCACGAGUGCUUGCGAAGGGCUGCCACAUCCACUAGACCGUUUCCUCUUUAGUUUUUUAGGACAGCAGCGUGCGAUCAACUCCAUCCUCUUUUUUAUGUGUGUUUUUGAAGGAUUCGAGUGCAAGUUUAACAUUUGAGGGGCUAUUCCAAGAGACAUGAUAGAGAAUGCAAUAAAGAACGAGGCUUUCGUUUCAGAGCAUGGAGAAGUCAAGUAGUGAGGAAUCAGCCAUCCAUCGUAGCCCCUCCGUGGACAGUCGCGACUCAGAUUUUGCACAAGCCUCCACCUCCGGACGUCCGUUCGGAGGACGAGGCUUCAACGCCGGCGCGUUCUACGGGUCCACGGGACCCCGGGCGCAAACCGCCACUCAGAGCGGGGCCGCCGGAGACGACAAAAGCAACAAUAAGUACAAGUCUCCAAAGGGCAGCAAGUACGUGGUGUUUUACCUGGAUCUAUCCUUUGUGUUCCUUCUAGAGUUCAAGAAGUUCAACAUGGCGAGAGGCUGCCUGUGCUGUCUGAAAUACAUGAUGUUCGUCUUCAACCUCAUCUUUUGGUUGUGCGGCUGUGGCCUGCUGGGUGUUGGAAUUUGGCUGUCUGUGUCCCAGGGCAGCUUUGCCACCUUCUCUCCCUCCUUUCCAUCCCUCUCCGCUGCCAACAUGGUCAUCGCAAUAGGCGCCAUCGUCAUGGUGACAGGCUUCCUCGGUUGCCUAGGCGCCAUCAAGGAAAACAAGUGCCUGCUUCUGAGCUUCUUUAUUGUCCUGUUGAUCAUUCUGCUGGCCGAGCUGAUUUUACUCAUUUUGUUCUUCGUCUACACUGAUAAGGUCAGUGAGAACGCCAAGCAGGAUCUAAAGGAUGGUCUUGCUCUCUACAACUCGGAUAACAACAUUGGGCUGAGAAACGCCUGGAACAUCAUCCAAGCUGAGUGGAAGUGUUGUGGAGUAAUUGGAUACACAGAUUGGCACGAGGCUCUGAAAGAAAAGGUGGUACCCGACCGUUGCUGUCAGGAACAUUAUCAGGAGUGUGGCCGCAAUUCCACCAACAUGUUUUGGACACGGGGCUGCUACGAGAAGGUGGAAGAGUGGCUUGACGAUAACAAGCAUCUACUGGGAACAAUCGGCAUGUGUAUCUUGGUAGUUCAGCUCCUGGGAAUGGCUUUCUCCAUGACGCUCUUCCAUCAGAUCCACAGAACUGGGAAGAAAUACGAUGCCUAACCAGGCCACAAAGGAGGAGCUUUGGUGCAUUAUGGGAUUGACUCUGGAGGAUAGCCUCCCCUUGUAUCUAACUUGGCCAACCUGUUUUCCCAUUAACUCCCAAGCUUACCACGCCGUCUUGUAUAGACCUCAGUCACGGUCGCUCUCUCCUCCAGUCUUUCCCCCCCAUCCACUCAUCUGCCAAAGAGACCCGGGGACAUAGAGGAACGAGAGGAGCGCCAGCAUCCUCCCCAUAAAAAGCCUUUAACUGACUUUCGCCCUUCAUCUCCACUAGAACCUUUAUUUUAUGCUUGAACUAACUAGCGUUUCCAGGAAGGAGAGCAUUGCUGAGGAACUGCGUGGCUUUACUAAUACGUAAAUCCCUCCCCCUGUCCUGCAAGGCAAAGAGAAGACAUGAGACUGGUAGUUUUGAUACCUUUGGGGUGUGAUGAACCGAAAGGCAUUAUCACCCCGUCUACAGUGUAAAGACAAACAGCUUCAUUUUUAGCAUGUUAGCAGUUUUAUACCAGACGGAGAUCUUUGUCAUUUUAGCGCAAGACUUCUUUUUAUGUUUGUUACUUUUUAUCAACCCUAUCAUUAUUAUUUUUACGAAUGAGACAUCGAGUUUUCUGACUUCGACCUCAAAUCUAAGAUGUGUGUGUGUGUGUGUGUGUGUUGUUUUUCCUUUUGUGAUUUGAGGGGGCACUGAAAGUGCUAAAAGUUUUACCCUGAGAAACAUGCGACCUAAUGUCAGUAUAAUAAUUGAAAUAAACUUUCAUUAUGCAGGCUGUCAGAUUACCCAGACCUUCAGGUACCGAUGGUACUCAAUACCUGAAAAAAAAAAGGUCAUUUUAUCUUAAUUUGUCACACUCGUUGACGGCGUAGACAGCGAAAUGCAGUUUUUAUAGGACAAAAGUGACUGCGGCUUAGAAAAGAAAGUGUGCCAAGCAUUUCUAAAGGCCAGAUCUUUGUUUGACUAUUGACCAUCUGAAAAACAUUAAGACAGAGCUUAGCCAAGCAUCUUUCUUCUUAUCAGAGCUAAUGCAUGUCUUCAGAUCGCUCCUGCACAUUUACAUUUAAGUCCCUGCCAGAGGCGUUGGCUACAAAGUGCACAUUAAAGUUACUUUAACAGAAAGUUACAGAUUCUGAUACUGCCGCUUUCAUGCCAAUGGUUGAUUGUAUUUGCGAGAUGAUUACACAAGAAAUACCAACUCGAACUCAAGUAUGUAAGUAAGUUUGAUUGUGAAUGUUCACUACAAUUUUAUAUGUACAUCUUUUUUGUAUACUGUUAAUGAGAAAUAGCUGUUUGAGAGCAAACUGGCUUGCUAACUAUAUUUCCAACGCUAUCUCAUGGCCAUAUCUACGAGGUGGCUAAUUCGUAUUAAUUGGUACAAACACAUUCAUACAUUUUUGUACGAUUUGCCUUGACACCUGUGAUGUUGGGAUUAGGAGUGAGGUUUUGUUAUUGUUUUUUUUUAUAUAUUUUAUUUGAUAAUCGUACAUUUUUGCACAAUGAACUCGUACAUACGAAUUAGCUAACUCGUAAAAUGUGUGCGAAUUCUCAUGAGCCCAUACAGCAAAAAAAUAUAUUUUUUAAUAUAUUUUUAAAUAUAUAUCAAAAUAUACAAAAUAAAUGCUUUUUUUGCUGAAAUAUAUUUUGGAAUAUACUUACAAAAAUAUUUUUUUCACUGAUAUAUUUUUGUAUAUUUUGAAAUAUAUUUAAAAAUAAAUUUUAAAGCAUAAAUAAUAUAUUUAGCCCUCCAUAUAUUGCAAUCAAAGGAAAUUAUUAACAUCGCAUUGGAAGAAAAAUUUUGUUACCAACCUGUAAACAUAUAUUUUUUAAAAUGUUCAAAUUAAAUAUAUUUUCGACUUCAAAAAUAUACUUUAUAAAUUAACGUGCAUUUAGCAUAUAUUUAAAAUACAUGUAGGCAAAAAAAAAAACUUGUAAUAUUAGAAAGAUAUUUGUCUGCCCUUGAAAUACAUUUUGAAAUAUAUGUUGAUAUAUGAAGGUUAAAACUAAAUUUCCAAAUUCAAAAAUAUAUUCAAUUGAGCAUUACAUUCUACAAAAUGUAUUUAGCAUUUAUUUAAAAUAUAUAUUUGGCCAGAGAAAUGUAUUUUUUUGCCGUAUGGGAGAUCAGGCUGAUAUUUCCCGUAAAGAGAUAGUUCACCCAAAAAUUUUAAUUAUGUCAUCAUUUAAGCUCUAUGCACACCGCCGGUGAAGCGAUGGGAUCUCGAUCAUUUUAAUGAAAGUUUGCCGAUUUCUGGCAACAGGAAGUGGGCGUGUCCAGAUACAUGACAAAGUUGAGAACCGUUGCUACUUUUGGGAGCGACAACCAAUGAAGUGAAGUGUGUAAAGUGAACAGUGCUCGAAUUGAAACAAGUCUUAUGGGGGUCCCCACCAUGACAUAGCAGCAAACCCAAAAUGGCAACACAUUACUACCUUUAAACGCAAAUGUAUGAUUUAUGUAACAUCGAUACAAGGAAAGCAAUCCAAAAAAUAUCUGAGGGGACCCCCCAAUUAUAAUUUUGACUUCUUAUAGGGGGUCCCGGAUGCCUUAUGGGGGGUCCCGGAUCCCGGAUUUGCUAAAUACUCACCAAGUCGAGCAUUAAAAUUCAACAGAAUACUAAACAAACGUUAUUGUACAAGUUUGUGGACCGUGAUUCACCAGCCAUAAUUUAUUGGAGAAAAACAGCCUGCUGCGUUUCUGUUUCUGCACACCUCAGCUUUAUCGCCACUGUCUCUAUCGCCUGCUUUUUUGCUGUCUCCAUCUGCUUUUUACUUCUCGAGCAUCGGGCCAGAACGGUUUGCAUUCUCUCUAACAUUCCUGCUGAAUGAGGCGUUAAUGCGUCUGCAUCACACGCCCUGAGGGAACUUGGUUUAAAAGAGUUUGAAGCGAAAGUGUGUUUACCCGCGGACAGUUUGAAGGGUUUAAAAUCACGUAGCCGUAGAUCAGAACGCGAUGAUGGCUGUUAGCGAUGGUAAAAGCGGGGUCAUCUGAUGGGCUCCAAUCUAGACUGUCAGUGAAACACAAACCUUCUGCUUAAGGCUCUGUGUUUCAUACAGUAUGUGUCUUACAGAGAUAGCCUUAAUGGAGCACUAAAGAUAGAGAGAAGAUAAUAACACCUCUCAUCCCAUCGGGCACUAACUGUCACGCUGUCUUUGGGUUUACUGUAUUUUUGAAAAAUUGCUUUGUAUUAAGAAACAGUCGGGACCAGAAGAGACAGCUGCUUCUGAUGUUCAUCCUCGGUUGGCGCUGAAAUUGAGACUGGAUGUGAUUGAGUAAAGGAACUCUGUCACUGUAUGUUGCUGCUAUAGGAGACGCUCGUGGUUAUUACUAGAUCAGAAAAGGGGAAAUACUUGCACGCUCGACUUCACUCACAUCGUCCGCAAGCACUUAAAGUCAACACGAAUCCAAAAUUGACUCUAUUUACUUUGCUUCUGGUCAUAGUGCAGUCUUCCGCAAAGCUACGGUUUCAAUCGGAAAACACAUAUUAGAGAAGUUAAAUUGGUUGGCUUCAAGGGAUCUGGGAAAUCGGUCUUGCAUGUUGAUAGGCAGCAACAGUCAAAUUAGUUUGUGCUAAACUUGGCAGUAUGGAUUCAAACCAGUUUGGUCUCAUAAGCACUGGGGAAUCGACAACUUCAUCGGCGCUUUUGUCACUAGCGCAGACUGCUAAAUGAAAUCAACAUGAAAGCUUUCAAGGGCACACUUUUAGUUUGGAGUGACGGUUUUGUCUUCAAUUCUGUGAUGUUUAUUUUAUUUUAUAAAAAAAUCACUUUAAUUCUCAUCUGUUAAAUGUAUAUACCCAUGUAUAUACUUCAUCCAUUUACCUUUGCAUUGUUUUCCUUUGUUAUACAGUAGGCUCCUAUGUGCGUUUAUAUCUAAAGUUGUCAGAAAAUAUGAUCCCUAGCCAUCACUAGCGUGGUACCCUAAAGAGUUUAUAUCAGUACAUCAAAGGUAUAUAUUGGUACCAAAUCUAUACAUAUUUGUUCCUAAAUGGUACAUAUUAAGGCCUUUUAACUCUUUCCUCACCAUUGAUAAGUUAACUUGCCAAUUAAGAGAAAAUGCUCCCUGCCAAUGACAAGUUUUCCGACAAUCCGUAAUACCGCUAUUUUCCACCAGGGGCCUCAUUUAUAAAGCGUGCGAACGCACAGAUUUGAUCGUAAAGUGUGCGUACGCAAAAAUACACAGCAAAGUCCAUAUUUAUAAAAACUGUCUUUGACGUGGAAAAGUGCUUAGCGCCACGUCAGGGUCUGAGCAGACGAACGCACUUUUGGUUUUCUGACUGCUGCAGGUUUUUGGAAAUCUAAGCCAUUCUUUCUGCUCGAAAUUGGGUUUAAACUUUGACAAACGCUCUUUUAUAUGUCUACUAUGACAUUAAUUAGGCGUUGUUUAAAGGCAGAGCUCUGAAACUGCUCGGCUGCGCACAAGUUCAAGUUAAUUUGCGAUAUAUACACUGAAAAAAAUUAUUCAUUCAAUUUACUCAAUUUUUUUAAGGUAAGUGGUUGCAAUCAAUUUAUUUAAGCUACAUUUAAACAAAAGUUUUUUGUUUUCUUUUGCCUUUCAAAUUUAUUUUUUUAAAUGUAGCUUAAAUAAAUUGAUUGCAACCACUUACCUUAAAAAAAUUGAGUAAAUUGAAUGAUACAUUUUUUUCAGUGUAGAUUUAAAAAGGGUACCGUUGUUUUCUGCGCGUACGUUCAGUUUAUGAAUCACAUGUAUGUAUUUUUGAUAAAUGAUCGUAAGAUCAAAUAUAGGAUGGCUUUUACGCAGCAUUUUAUAAAAUGAGGCCCCAGGUCUUCUGCAACUCAUAAAACCUGGAAGUAUUGCCCCAGGGCAGUGGUUCUCAAAAUCUUUUUUUAUUUUUAUAAAAUACAUUAAUUUAUCCUGAAUUAUGUGUAAUUAAACCUAAAAAAAUAAGCCUACUAACCAAUAGCACUACUUUGAAUAAUUUAAUAUGUUUUGUUUAAAUAAAAUGUUGAGUUUUAGAACAGUUUUUGUCAAAAAAAAAAUUAUUUGGCGGGCCGUAAAGGAAUGCAUUGUACACUAAAAAAGUUUGAGAACCACUGCCCUAGGGCAAUGUCUGUGUCCAUGUUUUGAGGAUCGCUCUGAAUCUGAUCUCUAAUAUAUAUUUAAAGAAGAAGAUUUUCUGGAAGGCAUUAAACUUUUGUGAAAAUUAUGAAAAAUGCAUGCGCUGACCCCCCAUUUUUUAUACUGGCUGGGAAAGAGUUAUCUUGGCUUGGGACCAUUUUCUCUGACAGUGUACAGUACAAAACAACCAGUUGGCAUUAGUGUUUUAUUUUAUUAUUUCAAGUUUUUGUUUUAUUUUUUAUUUUCACUGCAUUUGUGUCACUCUUAAUGCAUGUAAACUGUUUUACUACAAAUCAUCUCAUCAACUGCAAACGUGUGAUAUUAGGGCAGAUCUUUAUUUUUAACUGUUGUAAAUGUCUGUCAUAUACCUAGAAUUGCAAGAGUAAAUGCCUGUUAUUUUCACACAAAGGUUAGGUCAAGUCCUUUGUUUUAUCUUUUUGUAUGUUGUCCGUUGUUGCAAGCUGGUCAAAAAUUGACUUUAAGGGUAUAUUAUGCUUCCUUUCAUUUCUUACAAGUUUCUUUGCCUGUCCGAAUGUCAGAUGACAAUUAAUAUAUGUCGGGUUUUCAUAAUGAAACCGGUGUAUGUGAUGAAAUAUUUAUCAUACAGCACAUACAAAUUCACAAUAUAGUUUUUAACAACCAUAAUCCUGAUAUUUUUUUCAUUUGAAGUUCAUUAAUAAUGCAUGACAUACUGCUAAGCCCAUUAUCUGAAAGCUGUGGUCUCUUCCUUUCUAUCAUAUUGAAAAUGGCCCAGACCGUAAUGGAGAAAUUCAUAGUCUCUCCAGAAUGUCUAAAUGCUUACACGUUUAUAUGGUCUGAUUAUAUCAUUUUGUACCCAUUCAUUUUUUUAGUUUUAUGUUCAUUUCUUUAAUCGCUUUUGUUUUGUACCUAUUCAUUCAAAAACUUUUAUGUUGGUAUUUGAUGGUUCUGAAUUCUGAUGUUUUAUGGGACGAUUUUGCAGGGAAAUUGUUAGUGAAGCUUUUUAUUGGAUUUUCGAAGUGAACACAUCAACUAAUUGACAUUUUUAUUUUCUUUCAUAAACAGACACUGCCAUAAAAUGAUUUACUAAUUUGAUUUGCUUGGAGUAAAAAAAAACAGAUUAUCUCUGUCAUAUCAGUAUUUUUGUACUGCCAUCCUAACCACCACCAAGGUACAUAUACAAGCAUAUGCUCUUGAGUGAUGUUUUCCUGUAGUGUCCUGGUGAGUGGCAGUUAUCAGAUAUCUUGUGAACCCAAAUUUGUCCUGUGUAUUUUGUAAAGCACUAUAAAUAUAUUAGGUGGUGCACUAAAAUGCAUUCUUUAAAUCCUACUAUUUUUUAAAUAAAGGAAAGUGUGUUGCCAAACCCAUUGA
Paramisgurnus dabryanus is the source of this 8077-nucleotide messenger RNA. RefSeq names its product tetraspanin 9a (gene tspan9a). NCBI's taxonomy places the organism in Eukaryota, Metazoa, Chordata, Actinopteri, Cypriniformes, Cobitidae. The record is from RefSeq and is a predicted model, not a curated record. Gene Ontology annotation, cellular component: plasma membrane.